Messenger RNA from Pseudomyrmex gracilis, 1057 nucleotides. RefSeq names its product hydroxysteroid dehydrogenase-like protein 2. Gene Ontology annotation, cellular component: mitochondrion. NCBI's taxonomy places the organism in Eukaryota, Metazoa, Arthropoda, Insecta, Hymenoptera, Formicidae. The record is from RefSeq and is a predicted model, not a curated record. The transcript has 4 exons. Bases 361 to 1023 code for a protein of 220 amino acids.
UGUGUGCGUGCCCCCACCGCUUCGAUGCUGCCGUUGUUGCUCUCUGCUCGAUCUUGCAUCAGUGAUUGGAAUGCGCUCUAUAUAAGAAAUGACGAACUUUGGACUUGGAGAAUCGACACGUAGUGACGUUGCGUGAAACAUUUGUCACAAUUUACGUGUGCGAACUUUGAACUCCGCAAAGCGAGAGAUGUUGACAUUUAAAAGGACGAUCGUUUAAAAGGGAUCUUUCUCGUUAUUUCGGCAACGUGACGUGAGAGAUAAGGGUCUUUUUUUAAUUUACUUUUUUUUUUUUUUUUAAUUUCUUCAUCUUUUCUUCAUCGCACAAUCUCACACUGGUGCUCGCCAUAUUAUAAAGAAAACAUGAUUAAUACGGGGAAAUUGGCUGGUCGCACCAUAUUUAUCACAGGUGCUUCCAGAGGUAUUGGAAAGAGCAUAGCGUUGAAAGCUGCUCGAGAUGGUGCAAAUAUUGUUAUAGCCGCAAAGACCGCUGAACCGCAUCCGAAACUACCGGGCACUAUUUACACAGCAGCUGACGAAGUUGUAGCAGCCGGUGGCAAAGCUUUACCUUGUGUGGUGGAUAUACGCGAUGAGACGCAAGUAAUUGCCGCGGUCGAGAAUGCCAUCAACAAGUUCGGUGGUAUUGAUAUUGUUGUUAAUAACGCGAGCGCUAUUUCUUUAACAGGCACACUCGCAACCGACAUGAAGAGAUACGAUUUGAUGAAUAACAUCAACGCGAGAGGAACAUUUCUUGUAUCGAAAGUGUGUAUACCGUAUUUAAAGAAAAGUACAAACCCUCACAUAGUGAACCUGAGCCCGCCGCUUAGCAUGAAGCCAGUUUGGUUUCAAAAUCACGUUGCUUAUACAAUGGCCAAAUACGGGAUGUCUAUGUGCGUGCUCGGUAUGGCCGAGGAAUUUAAAUCCGACGGCAUUGCGGUUAAUGCCGUUUGGCCCAGAACAGGUAUUCUGAGAGAUUACGGCGAGCAAAUAUAUCUCACUGUUGUUUCAAAAAUUUACGUACGUUAAAAGAUUAAUUUAUUGAGAUAUCGCGCUUUUUUUU